Messenger RNA from Equus quagga, 3060 nucleotides. RefSeq lists its product as uncharacterized. NCBI's taxonomy places the organism in Eukaryota, Metazoa, Chordata, Mammalia, Perissodactyla, Equidae. The transcript is spliced from 5 exons. The record is from RefSeq and is a predicted model, not a curated record. Bases 1 to 828 code for a protein of 275 amino acids.
AUGGAGGUUCAGUUUGGGAUCGAUGUGUGGGCAGUGAGGGUUGUGGGGAGGGUGGCUCAGAAAGUGCAGGUAAAGCACUGCACUCAGUGCCUGGCAGGGAAGCCUCUCCUCUUAUGCAGUAAAUGCCUGAGCGGUGACUUGAGCCAGGUCUUCCGAUGCCACAGUUUGAACUCUUUCAAUAGAGUGGUGCUGGCUCUUAAUUUUUUAUGUUACACACUUCUGUUGGCUGCUAGCCCUGGAAAGCACGUGCACACUCACACAUACACACAUGCACACCUCUCUACCUUCUUAUUCUCCUGUAUCCCAGUCUCAGAAUUCAAGGGAAGGCGGGAACCCGGUUUAUUGCCAGAUGGAAAGUACCUACCACAGAAAGAAGCCUCCCUUCGUCUCUUUCCAGACCCAGAGCAGCCAUUUCGGUCCAGGCCACACCUCCUUCCCUUUUCUCUCCUAGGAAAGGAGGAGAUGAAGGGUGCUGCACAUGUUUGUCUCUCUGUCAGGUACUUCUUGACAGUGAAGAAAGAGGCCAAGCUUGGGAGUCAUGGCUCUGGGUUCAAUGUAACUUCUCCACUUACAAGAGGUCCACAGUCUAUUAUCUACAAUUCUGAAGUCAAAAAAGCUCCAAAAAUUGUAUGGUUGGUGUCAAAACUCAUUUGGAAGCAAAACCUGUCCAGAGGUGGCAUACAACUAUAUUUAGGAAGACUAAUGAUGCGCUGCUCUGGACUCUGCUGGGGUUGUUACAUGAUAUAUUGUACAUGCACCACGUUGCCUUUCUACUGUCUGAAGAAUUCUGAAUUCCGAAACACUACCAGUUCCAAGAGUCUGGGAUAAGGGAUUGGAAGCCUGUGUUACUUUUAAGAGCAUAGGGGCUGGCUCCAUGGCCGAGUGGUUAAGUUCGUGCACUCCGCUGCGGUGGCCCAGGGUUCAGAUCCUGGGCACAGACGUGGCACCGCCCGUCAGGCCACAUUGAGGCAGCGUCCCACAACCCACAACUAGAAGGAGCUGCAACUAAGAUACACAACCGUGUACAGGGGGGGUUGGGAAGAUAAAGCAGGAAAAAAAAAAAAAAGAGCAGAGUCAGUAUGUCCCCUGAUUGACUUUCCACAGCAGUGACUGUCAACUCUGGAACUCUGAGAGACAAAACCAUGGAAGGAAUGGAAUCAAUUCUCUUUUUUCCUAGAAAAAAUUAUAAAUUACUUUUUAAGGGCAGAAAGAACUAGAGGUAGUAACGUUAGUUGAACCAAUAUAUUUCUUUCUUUUUUUGCUCAUGUGAUCCUUGAGGAGUUUCUGUAGUGGUUUAGUCCUGAGUGAGAACAAUCUUUAAAGACCAUUUCAGUUCCCAGAUCCCAGGAGGUGAUGGUCGCUCCCUGCUUGUUCAGCAUUUCACCAGGCUAGUCCCAGACUAGGGAGAGGGGAGCAGAGCACUCAUCCUCUCUCAAGGAAUCUAUGCUUUCAUCAAGGAUACAAGACACACAUGCUUGGAACGAGGAGCGGGCUGUUAGAAGACUCAGUUAGAUAAGAAUAUAUUGGGAAGUUAUGAAAUCAAUGUUCAAGCAAGGAACAGAGCUGGUAUGCAUUGUAGGAGUCCAGAAAAGGGACCCCAGGUGAGAGAGCUAAUCUCAGGCCAGCUAAUUCUUAGAGAGAAGAGCCCAAGGAAUGGAUAAGCAAUGAGAGGAGAAGGGGAACGGAGGUUGGAAUGGAAGGAAAAGCAGAGACUUUGGAAUUCAGUCCACACUCCACAUUUACCAGCCGUGUGGCUUGGGCAAUUUGGAUAAACUUUUUGAGCCUCAAAUUCUUUAUCUCUAAUGUGGAGAUAGUUAUAUCUCUCUCUAGCUACAAUUAUUAUAAAUAUUAAAUGAAAUAGUAUAUGUAAACUGUUACCAGAACACCCUUUCUUCAUUCGGUGGCCAUUGUCCCUGCUAUUUGGCUCUCAGAGUCUUAGGGUUCAUUGACUCCAAUAUACCCGUUGACCAUAGGCUGGGCAGCUUACAGCCUUGCUCAAAGGCAUGUGUUGACAAAGGUAUAUAAAUCAGUAGGAAACAUUCAACCAGCCAAAACCCCAAAUCCUCUACCCCCUUGGCAACAUUCGACAGCUCUCUUCCAUUCCGCUCCCAUCACUCUAAUUAAGCCAUAUCCUCCAUCCAGCUGUGGACACAGGAGCCAGCCUGCCCACAGAACUUGCCCUCAAGUCAGAGUUGUUUGUUCUCAGGCAAUCUCAUUUUAUCUUGUUCUUGGGACCUUUUGGCCCGUUAACACACAGCACUACCCUACUACCCUAUGGGAAGCUUCCCGAUAGAUGGCAAUUGUCCUGAUAUCUUGGCUCCAAUGCCAUUGUCCAGCCUCUGUAGGUCAUACAAAUACCAAAAACAUAUAGAUCCUACAUAUCAACUAGGGGAGAGGUUAAGGGGAAAUGUAAAACAAAAGGGAGUAGAGGUUAUCACAGAAGAAACACAGGGUGAGAGAAGGCUGCCCCCUAUCUAAUGCAGAAGAGAAAGUGGAAGAAACAGUCUCCAGAGCAGAGUUAACACCAGAGCCCACUGCAUAAGCAGGGAGCUCAGGAAAACUGUCUCACUUCUGAUAGGAAGCAUCCCUACUUCAAUAUAAAACACCCAGGAAAGCGGGGGCCUGUAAGGCUUUGGAAACUAUUAGUAUUAGUAGCAGCGGUGGUUUAGUAACACGAUCAUCAUUGUCGUCCACCUUUGUAGAGGAUAAAGGUUCAUGAAGAUCAUCUCUCCUGUGAGGGCUGGGUCAGGAAGACAACAUGCACCUCUGCAAACCAGUGCCACUGGGGAGAGCAGCCUGGCUAAAGCAGAGGGAUGCUUGGCAGUUUAGAUGUAGACACUGGAAGAUUCUGGAUGCCCAGCUGAGCCUUAACCUAUAGUCACUAGGGUGUCAUUGGGCAUUGUUGAGAGAGUAAACAUCAUGAUUAAAAAUGGUGAGUAGAGGGGCUGGCCCCGUGGCCGAGUGGUUAAGUCCGCGCGCUCCGCUGCAGGCGGCCCAGUGUUUCGUUAGUUCGAAUCCUGGGCGUGGACAUGGCACUGCUCAUCAGACCACGCUGAGGCA